AUGCACUCCAAGGCGGCGGCGGUCGAGCGCCGACCGUCGGGAACGAAUGUCCUUCUUCCAAGCACGCCACCCAACUGCAUCAUCUGCCGGUCGUGCAAACAACCCGUGCAUCUUGACGACAUUGGCGACCACGACUGCAGCACUGCCAAGACUGUAAACUCACCAUUGGCACCACCUGCCGUGGUGGAGCAACCGAAACCAAGCGUCGUUCCGUCGCCUCGUCCUUCGCUGUCGAUGCUACCGUCGCUGCCUUUGCUGCAACCUACUGGGUCGGCAGCAACCCCACCACUUCCAGCAACAGGAGCGAAAGCGCCGCCACCGCUUCUCACACGCAAGUCUUCCAUAUCGUCCAACCAAUCCGCUGACAUUCAAGCCCGCGUGACUCAAGUCACGGUCAACGCGCUCGGCUUCGCCACGUAUCGCAUUUCAUCUACGCUCUGGCCCAACGGCCCCCAGUUCACCGUCGACCGGCGCUACCGCGACUUCUAUGCGUUUGCCACCCUCCUUCAGCUCAUGCUACCGCCCCAGUCGGCACCGACGAAAUCGUUGUGGGUCAAGCUGCCCCCCAAGACGUAUUGCAGUCGCAAUACGUUGUCCGAUGCGUUCUUGCUGCGUCGCAAAGCUGGCUUGGAAGGAUUCCUUUCUGCGGCCAUCGACAUGCUCAUGAAUCCGAAAAACACCACCGGCCCCAUCCACAAGCGGACCUUGACACAGAUGCACGUGUUGCGCGAGUUCCUUGGCAUUCCCGCAGCCAGAGACGUCCAAGGCGCCGUGCGAGAUGCCAAACGUCUCGGGCUGACCUCGGAUGGGUGGACGCUACUGGAAUCGGUCGGACCGCAUGACCACACGUUCGAGCAGCGUUGCGAUGGCUUCAACACGAUCAAACGAGUCGCAAUGGUGCCGUUUCCACCGCGUGCGAUUUUCGACCUGCUCGUGCUGCCACCUCACCAAGCAGCUGCAUUCAACCCGACCAUCGUUGGCGGGAGUCUCGUCCGAAAAGAGUCGACGUCGCUCUGGGUGGAACAUGUGCAGCUCAAGGUAAGAACCGUUGCCGUCCUUCUCGUGAUGACGCUGCCCCACCAGACCGUGUGGUUCCUUCCGGGUGUCGAAUGCGUCAACGUGAAAAGCUGGCGGCUCGAGCCCAACGGUACGAUCAUCGUCGUGUCGAUCCCGGCCGCCGAGUGUCCGCCGCACGUGACGGCGUCGGCGCAGAACGUAUUAACGGGAUGGAUCCUCUCUCCUGUCGAUGCAACAUCGACUUCCGUCACGAUGGUGACACAAAUGGACUUGAAAGGCCACAUCGGCCCCAACUCGCCCUGGAACAAACUCGCUCUUCGCAACUACGCCAUGGACUUGACAUACCUCCGAUGCCACUUGGACGAGUCGUACGACAAAGCAUACUACGACGCCCUCGGGCCGCUCGUGUCGCCCGACGAGCUCCACGCAGUCACCCUCCACCCUCACGACAUGCAGAUACCUGGCGCCGGGGACAAGGACCCCAAAGUGUUCGUGGUGUGCCAGCAGAUCGAGCCGCUCUUCUGCCUCUUGAUCCAUAAAAACACCAACCGCAAUGCGCUCAUCCUCAAGCUCAACGUGACGAACGACGACGACUCCCAGGCGCUGCACAUGACGGAUCCGCUUGUCGGCGAGUGGGUCAUGUUCGAAAAGGCCAAGAACCCGCGACAAUCCAUGAGUGCCAUCGAACGCAACACGACUUACCAGUGGACGACAAAGCAUCUUGGCCAAGGCGUCCAUGCGAUUCAAUUCGGCAUGCUCAAAGGCAGGACGUUCCAGCUGCGCAAUCACGCGGGUUACUUUUUGCACGGGACGCUCAAUGGCAAGCCCAACGUCAUGCUGAAACGCUUCUACCUCACGUUUGCGCCGUCCAUGGUCGGCCUCGGCCAGCUCGAUAAGAUCGAGCUCGUUGGUGAAACAGAGACCGAGGUCGUGUAUGUUCGCUAA
This is a messenger RNA of Aphanomyces invadans, 1962 nucleotides long. RefSeq lists its product as hypothetical. The record is from RefSeq and is a predicted model, not a curated record. The transcript is spliced from 5 exons. Gene Ontology annotation, molecular function: phosphatidylinositol binding. NCBI's taxonomy places the organism in Eukaryota, Oomycota, Saprolegniomycetes, Saprolegniales, Verrucalvaceae. The coding region runs from base 1 to 1962 and encodes 653 amino acids.